AUGUGCAAGACAAAGAUGAUGCAUUUGUCUGAGGAGACAGCUGUUAGUUCUAGUGUUAUGAAGAUACCUUAUGCUGCAUUAUGUGUGAUAAUGGUGGUGCUCCUGAGUGAAGCGCACCUGACAAAGGCAGUGACAUGCAGCCCUCUGGAGCUGAGCUCUUGCUUUGCUGCAAUCACCUCAUCAGCACCCCCAUCAAGCAUGUGCUGCAGUAAGCUGAGGGAGCAGAGGCCAUGCCUAUGUGGGUACAUCAGGGACCCGAAUCUCAGUCAGUAUGUUAACUCAGCCAACGCCAGGCGAGUUGCUAGUACCUGUGGUGUUCCAUUUCCCAACUGCUAA
Messenger RNA from Vitis vinifera (wine grape), 336 nucleotides. RefSeq names its product non-specific lipid-transfer protein 2. The record is from RefSeq and is a predicted model, not a curated record. The transcript has 2 exons. Bases 1 to 336 code for a protein of 111 amino acids. Gene Ontology annotation, biological process: lipid transport. NCBI's taxonomy places the organism in Eukaryota, Viridiplantae, Streptophyta, Magnoliopsida, Vitales, Vitaceae.